UCGAUGGGGCGGGGCAAAGAACACCGGAAAGUUAGUUUCGCUUCCGGCUGCGUCGAGGGUUCCCGCCUCUUCGAAUCCGGGUGGAAGGAAAGAAAGAAAGAAUCGCGGGCGGCGGUUUCCGAGAGGGGAAAGCGAGCGGGGGAACGACGCGGGGUAAAAGGCGGGAACGGCCGACUAUGCCCUUCUCCGUCAUGGUCGUUGCUUCAGCUUCCGGCGUGAGGGUGGGGGUCUGGACGUGUCCCUAUGGCAACAGCGCGCCUUGCCACUAAUCUCCCAGGCCCGACGCGCUUCCCACGAGAGCCCCUUUCUCUGCGGUUCCGGCUCCACUUCCCUUCCGUCCCCAUAGAAGGCCUGGCCUCGUAAGGAGUGACUGAAAGAGAAAAGAAAGGGCGGGCUCCGGUCGAGUGAACGGCGAGCGCGGGAGUCGGAACAGGCCUGGCAGAGUUUGACGGUUCUUGAAGAUUCAGUUAAUUUGAGUCAGUUAUGUAAAGAGCAUAAUGAUGGAUGAAACUACUGACUGUAUGAAGAUGGAUGCUGGGGACUAUAUGCAAGCUAAUCAUACUUCUGUGUUCAAGACUUUUCCUGAGCAACAGAAUUUUAUUUCAGGCAACCAGCAUCCAUUGUCUGACAACAAGUUUUUAUCAAACAAGUUUAACAGCUUCGCCGAACCGUCCACUUCUCUAACGGGAAAUACUUGUAGUUUCAAUUACUAUCCAGAAUCCCCAAGCUUUGAGAGCUGCCCAGCAACUGAAGUAAGAAGAACAUUUGGAACAAGUGCCAAUGGUCAGUGGAAGAGUUGCAGCUCCCCUCUUGGCUCUGUUUCACAGAAGCCCAGAGUAAGUCGCAGUGUAUAUUUUGAAACACGCAAAAAUCCAAGUAUGGCGGCAAAUUCCUUUGUAGGAAAAUCAAACCACCACAGUCACAUUUCUACCUAUGAAAAAGCCUUUCCAAUUAAGUCCGUUGCUAAUCCAUCAUGUCGUCGGAGCUUACUAAGUCCCAAGAAGUCUCAGAGAAGAUUCGUCAGUACUGUAGAAGAGAUAGUUCGGGAAGAAGAGAAAGAAAUAUACAGGCAGUUGAUUCAAAUGGUUACAGGGAAAAAUCUGUCAGCUUCCAAAGCCUCUUCAUUAUUGUCUCUUCAUCUGCCCAGGUGUGCAGAUUCCAAUAAAAAAAAUGUGAAAGAAACUGAAAACAAACGUAUGAAACCUUUUGAUGUUUGUGGCCCCUCUCUGGGCAACCAGUCAUCCAGUCUUCUCAGGAUACAGGAGCAGCAUUCUCACAAACCACUGCCACAACCAGUUUGUAAUUUUACUUCCCCUGUUAACUUUGAUCUCAAGACCAGUACACCCAUACAACAAACUAAUCUAGUAGCAUUGGAUGUGCAGACUGAAGGAUGUGAUUCAGUCAUAAUGUUAAAUGGCAAAGACUUCAGAUCUCCAGCUCCAAGUAUACCUUUCUUUGAAGCUGAAUUGUGGAUAAAAGAAUUAACCAGUGUAUAUGACUCCCGAGCCCGUGAGAGAUUGCGACAUAUAGAGGAGCAGAAAGCCUUGGCAUUGCACUUACAGAAUCAGAGACUGCAGAAAGAGACCUCAGUACCUGAGUCAAUAAAUUUACAUCUUCGAGUUCCUCUUGAAAAGGAAAUUCCUGUUACCAUUGUUCCAGAAGAUAAUAAGAUAGUGGAAAGUGAAGAUGAAUUUCCUGAAAUUACAGAGGAAAUGGAGAAAGAAAUAAAAAAUGUAUUACGAAGUGGAAACCAGGAUGAAGUGUUGAGUGAAGCCUUCCGAUUAACCAUCACUCGGAAAGACAUUCUGACUCUUAAGCACCUCAACUGGCUCAAUGAUGAGAUUAUUAAUUUCUACAUGAAUAUGCUGAUGGAGAGGAGUAAACAAAAAGGCUUUCCAACUGUUCAUGCAUUUAACACAUUUUUCUUCACCAAGUUAAAAACUGCUGGGUAUCCAGCUGUAAAACGUUGGACUAAAAAAGUAGAUAUAUUUUCUGUGGACAUUUUAUUGGUUCCUAUUCACCUUGGUGUCCAUUGGUGCCUAGCAGUUACUGACUUCAGGAAAAAAACCAUCACCUACUACGAUUCAAUGGGUGGAUCCAACAGUGAAGCUUGUAAGAUACUCUUGCAGUACUUAAAACAGGAAAGUCUGGAUAAAAAGCGCAAGGAAUUUGAUACCAAUGGCUGGAUGCUCCUGUGUAAAAGAAGCCAGGAGAUCCCACAACAAAUGAAUGGCAGUGAUUGUGGAAUGUUUGCCUGUAAAUAUGCUGACUGCAUUACCAAAGACAAACCAAUUAACUUUACUCAACAACACAUGCCUUACUUCCGGAAACGAAUGGUCUGGGAGAUCCUCCAUCGUAAGCUGCUGUGAUUUCAUGCCAAGUAAGACUCUUCAGAGACUGAAAACCCCAGGUUUCCUCUUCUUGGCCAUCUCCAAAUGGACUGCAUGGGUUUCUCCACUGACAAGACUAUGUACAUUACACUUGGUAUCUUUAAAAAGAAAAUACAUCUAUUUCUUGGACCAGUGUGCCAUGCGGCCUUUUUGAAGCACACAUUUUCUUUUAUAUUUUGAAACUCUAUUUUUUACAAGGGACAUUUGAGACUUGGAGGAAUGCAGCUUUUUAUCUUCAAGAAGAUUUCUGCCUCUCUUAAUAAAAUGGCCGGCUUCUGCAAAGGACUUGAGACCUGCCAGUGUUCAGCUGUAGGCCUUGGUGCAGGGAAGCACUUGCAAUCUUUUCUUGGAUCUGUCAGGAUCUAGAGAAGACUCAAUGUCAUAGUACUAAGUAGUUGUGGGUUCUCCAUAUUACUGUUGCUGCAGCUAAUUAUCUGAUGUAAAACAUGCAGGGAUGUGUUUUGGGGAAUCUAUUUGGCCUAGGUUUUUCAGACAUAUGUGCAUGUUUAUGUGUUUUCUGAUUCUUAUAAUCUGUUAAUAACAUGGUGAUUCCCACAGCAGUUGCAACAACUUAGAUUCCCUUUUAUUCUUAAACUAUUAAGAGAAAUGGCAUUCUUUAAGAAUGGAAAGCGAAUAGUCACCAGCACAUGAAAAGUAACCACUUGCUCUGUUUUUCACCAUGGCAGUGACCUUUUGAAUUCUACAGUAGAGCUGCCCAGUGGAAAAUUAACAAUCCUUUAUGUUGACAUUCAGUGUUUAUUUUGUCACAGUAAAUGAGUCAUCCUCUGAUUAUUGAGAGAUUAUGAGGAUUAUGAGUUAUCCUCUGAUAAUUCAGGACUAAGCAUUUAUCCUAAAGACAGGCAAGGAUUUGUGGGAAGAGGCAUUGUGCACCGAAAGUCCUUAUUCUUCACUGUCCCCUCCCCAAGCCUGCUGUGGUGGAUUUUGAAUCUGAGAAAGAAAAGUCAGACACCUUUGUGGCCUACAUCACUACAUUCAGAUGACUGGGAUUAUUAUUGAAAGCCAGCAUUUUUUGUCUUAUAUUCUUGCAAUGCGAUCUGGAUCUUAGUUUCAUGAAAAACUAAAAUUUUGAAGAGUUGGUGCAUUACAUUCUCAAUAAAAGUAGGAUUUAUAGCAAA
Molecule: messenger RNA, 3526 nt
Organism: Crotalus tigris (Tiger rattlesnake)
Lineage: Eukaryota; Metazoa; Chordata; Lepidosauria; Squamata; Viperidae
Gene: SENP1
Product: SUMO specific peptidase 1
Exons: 18
Coding region: 498-2369 (623 amino acids)
Biological process (GO): protein desumoylation
Cellular component (GO): nucleus
Molecular function (GO): deSUMOylase activity
Source: RefSeq, a predicted model, not a curated record